UCUCAAUUUGCUGGGGGCGACUCUGCUGCUGCAGUUACAUUAGGCCUCGCUGGUUUCAGAGGGGUUUUGUUGAAGUGAGUACUGCAGAGUGGAGCCUUGAGUUGCUGGCUUCCUGAAAACAGCUCGUGUCAGUUCAUAAUCCGCCAGAGUGACACGUGAUCUUGCCUUGAGUUUAUGAUAAAAUUGUAAUGUUGGUGAUAUGUAUGUUUGUCUUUUAAGGGCCAAAUAAAUGAGAAAUACAGCUCCUCCAGAUGUGAGCAGUCUUAACAGAAAACAGACAAAUUAACAAGUUCUAUUGCCUGAGCUGAGACUGAUGUGGUGUGAGGGGGAAUGCAUGCAAGCCACAGCGAUGAGUGUCUAGAAGAAUAAAGAGAAGUUACUUAGCAAGAACUAUAAGAAAGCUUACAACAGUUUGGAAUGGAUUGAUUUAUGAUACCUCUGAUAUGUGAGAGCUACAUUUCGUGUUACUGUUGGCCAGCUGCUGCUGGUGGACUUCAGCUGACUUCAUUGCAGCAAGCCCAACAGACAGGUCAUCAUCGCUAAUAGAACAUAAACAAGUGUGAUGCUGAAAUGAGAUGAGGCUCCGAAAUGGAACUGUGGCCACUGUGUUAGUUUUCAUCACUACUUUCCUCAGUUUGUCCUGGUAUACUGCAUGGCAAAAUGGGAAAGAAAAGUUGAUUGCCUAUCAACGGGAAUUUCAUGCUUUGAAGGAACGUCUUCGUAUAGCUGAGCACCGUACUCUACAACGCUCUUCUGAGCUGAAUGCUAUUUUGGAGCAGUUCAGGCGUGCAGUAGCAGAAACAAAUGGGAGUAAGAAUGCAAUGAAUAAUUUUUCAGAUGAGACACUGAAAUUGUUAAAAGAGCUAACAAGUAGAAAAUCUCUUCAAGUGCCAAACAUCUAUUACCAUUUGCCUCAUUUGUUGAAAAAUGAAGGAAGCCUUCAACCUUCUGUGCAGGUUGGCCUUGGAAGGACAGGAGUUUCCAUUGUAAUGGGAAUACCUACAGUGAAGAGAAAAGUCAAGUCUUACCUUACAGAAACUCUCCACUCCCUUAUUGAUAAGCUGUCCCCUGAAGAAAAACUGGAUUGUGUUAUGGUUGUCUUUAUAGGAGAGACUGAUCUUGAUUAUGUUAACAGUGUUGUUGCAAGCCUGGAAAAAGAGUUUUCCACAGAGAUCAAUUCUGGCUUGGUGGAAGUAAUAGCCCCUCCUGCAACGUACUAUCCUGACUUGACAAAUUUGAAAGAGACGUUUGGAGACUCAAAAGAGAGAGUGAGAUGGAGAACAAAACAAAACUUGGAUUAUUGUUUUCUUAUGAUGUAUGCCCAGAAAAAAGGGGUUUAUUACAUUCAGCUUGAAGAUGACAUCGUAGUCAAGCAGAAUUAUUUCAGCACAAUAAAAAAUUUUGCACUUCAGCUUGCUUCUGAAGAUUGGAUGAUUCUAGAAUUUUCUCAGCUGGGUUUCAUUGGUAAAAUGUUCCAGUCUCCAGAUAUCACUCUUAUUGUAGAGUUCAUAUUUAUGUUUUAUAAGGAGAAACCUAUUGAUUGGCUCCUGGACCAUAUCCUCUGGGUGAAAGUGUGUAACCCUGAGAAAGAUGCUAAACAUUGUGAUAGACAGAAAUCUAACUUACGGAUACGCUUCAGGCCUUCUCUUUUCCAGCAUGUUGGUCUCCACUCCUCUCUAGCAGGGAAGAUCCAGAAACUCACAGAUAAAGACUUCCUGAAACCAUUACUGCAUAAAAUCCACGUGAAUCCACCUGCAGAGGUUUCAACAUCCUUAAAAGUCUACCAAGGGCAUACGCUAGAAAAAACCUACGUAGGGGAAGAUUUUUUCUGGGCUGUCACACCAGUUGCUGGGGAUUAUAUUCUAUUUAAAUUUGACAAGCCAGUCAAUGUAGAAAGGUACUUGUUUCACAGUGGCAAUCCAGAGCAUCCAGGAGACAUACUUUUAAACACAACCGUGGAGGUUUUGCCUUUUCAGAAUGAAGAACUAGUAUUAAGCAAAGAAACCAAAGACAAACGCUUAGAGGAUGGUUACUUCAGGAUAGGGAAAUUUGAAAACGGUGUAGCUGAAGGAACAGUUGACCCCAGCCUAAACCCUAUUUCAUCAUUCCGGCUUUCAGUGAUACAAAAUUCAGCAGUUUGGGCAAUUCUGAAUGAGAUUCAUAUUAAAAAGAUUACAAACUGAUCACGGAAAUCUGCGUUAGAGGAAAAAGAAAGAAUCCUUGAAAACUUUUCCUAUAAAAUCUGACAUCCUUAGCAAGUCACGAAUUGAAAAUACUGAGCAUGCACCUUAUUGCAAAUUUCUUUCAUUUUCACUUGAACUCUACCUCUUGUGAAAUCUACUGUAGAUGAGAAGAUUGUAUUUACCCCUUCUUAUCUGAUCCAUCCAGAAGCUGAUGCUCCACACUGAUAACGCUCGUCUGAGGCCCAAGUUGUCCUCCACUUCAAUGUGACUUUGCCAUCUUAUGGUUACAGAACCCUGCUACGCUUAAUCUGUACUAUUUUGAUAGUAUGGUAAUAUAGAGAAGUUGUACAUAUUGUUA
Phalacrocorax carbo (great cormorant) is the source of this 2541-nucleotide messenger RNA. NCBI's taxonomy places the organism in Eukaryota, Metazoa, Chordata, Aves, Suliformes, Phalacrocoracidae. The record is from RefSeq and is a predicted model, not a curated record.